Colletotrichum destructivum is the source of this 2481-nucleotide messenger RNA. Its product is annotated as Putative linalool dehydratase/isomerase. The transcript is spliced from 2 exons. The record is from RefSeq and is a predicted model, not a curated record. Bases 444 to 2258 code for a protein of 604 amino acids. Lineage: Eukaryota; Fungi; Ascomycota; Sordariomycetes; Glomerellales; Glomerellaceae.
GCAAGGUUCUAACUAUACAAGCCUGAUUCCAUACGACCCAGCUGGCUGUCUGUGCAACAGGUCUGUACUUGUAGACUCAACCUGCGCUAAUUGACAACGUCGUCGUGUAGAGAGGGAAAAUUGGGGUUGGAUCCCGCGACAGGCUCGGAAAGAUGGGUGAAAGUAUAAGCCUGUAAAGAUUUAGUUCCAGCUCAAGGCCUUGUGCGCAGCUUGGCUAUGAACAACAACCUACCGCCUUUCCCGGCCCUCAAACAAACAUUGCCGUUCCACCCAAGCCUCCCCCUAACUGUACGCAAUGCAGGGGCGCUGACCCCUUCCCAAAAAGGACACCCGAUGCACUGCACAGCCCGUCCGUAAUAUUUUACUUUCAAGAUCCUAUAGAGGGUGGGUAUUGUCCGUCCACCCACCUGCGUCUUGUCUAUGGAGGAAGGUGGGCAAGGUCAAUGCUUGGAACACAGUUCUUCCACAACAUAAGAGACAACGCGAGGAACGCCUUCGCAGAAAGGUGCUUCGAUUUUGUAACAUCACCAGCAAAAGGGUUGCUCAUUUCAUACCCUCAACGGACCAACAACAAUAUGGCGGUUUCUCAGGAUCAACGACUUCGUAUCGAUCUCUCGAAGUACGAGAAACUCAGUUGCAAACAGGCAGGACACUUGCGACACUUUCACAACCUCGUAGACCAGAUCGAUGGAGAAUGGUACGGAAUGGGAUCCCAGCAAGACGCUCACCAAGAGUUCCUUGACGCCUACCGAUACCAGCUUGCCCAGAUGUCCUAUGGGGCAGCCGUGGCUCACUACCAUCGCCUCCCGGCCGCCAGAAGCAUCUUCAAACCCCUAUUACGGCGCAUCAUCCACAAGAUGCUUCGGCCCGAAGUCUGGGGCUACUGGUAUCUCACCAGCCAGUCGGGCAAGUUCGUCGACCCGGACAUCACAGAGUUGAGGAAACCAUGGGCCGACCCGGUCGCUACGGAGAACAUCAUGUACAGCGGCCACUUGCUCCUGAUGACCAGCCUGUACGCAAUGCUCUUUGACGACGACGAGUUCGAGAAGCCGGGGUCCAUCACGUUCACCUGGGCUCCUAUAUUCUGGGGGUUCGGCCCCGAGACGUACCGCUACGACAACCGGAGUCUGCAAACGGUGAUUGUGGAGCAGAUGGAACGCAACAACUGGGUCGGUGUCUGCUGCGAGCCGAACAGUGUGUUUGUCGUUUGCAACCAGUUUCCGGCACGUAACUUGCCAUUUGCCCGAGACGCAAGCUUUUGCGGUCCCGCUGACCUGUCACAGAUCAUUGCGAUGCGGUACAACGACGUCCGCGACGGCGUUGAUACCGUGGGCCAUGUCCUCGAGAAGUACAAGAAGGCAAUCGCAGACCACGGGCUGCUACGCCUCGAUGGACUCUACGCAGAGUGGCUGUACUUGAAGCAGGGUCGGGUUGAGCCUCCGAAGGGAGUAACUUCAGUUGCAUGGGCGAAUGCUUUCAUGAACUCCUGGAACACGGACUUUGUCUACUCUUCGUAUGACAAGCAAGCUUUGGGCUUCAUCAUGUCAAUCAAUGGCGAGUUUCGUUUGCAAGACCCCGCUGUUGCUCUGGAGUACCGAAAGCUUGCGCAAACCGAGAAGCCUGGUGAGUGUGAUGAGACAGCAAUGCUCAAGAAAGCUCGAGUCGAGGCGGCAAAACUGCCUCCCAAUCCCUUCCCGCUUACGGCGCCGUAUCUCGGUUACGUUGUGCAGUGGCUCUCUGAACUCGGAAAGGAGAAAGAGCUGAAGGAUCUUCUGGAGUAUGCUGAUUCACGGCUUCUGCCAACGUGGGAGAAGGGUGGUCUCUUUUAUCCGAGGAACAAUACCACAGUGAACGGGAAGGGUGACUGGGUUCACAUGGACCCCUUCACCGGGAACGCUGCGAUCGGCUACGCGCGACUAAACGUCAAAGACGGCCAGAAGAUUAUGUGGGAGAAGCCUUGGACUCACGAGACACUUGUCAGCCGGCCGUGGAUUGAUGAAGUCUCCCUCUCUCAGGGUGUGGAUUGCUUGCGGGCUUGCUGGGACGAUGAGGAAAAGCUGUUGGUCCUGACCCUGAGAGCGUGGGACAAUGAAUCAGUGAAGGUGCAUCCGGUUGCCCGAAACCUCUCUGCCGGUUCUUGGGGAGUAUAUACGCAGGGGGAGCUGGUUCGUCAAGACGUGGUGGAGGAUGGGGGGUCUCUGUCUGUGGACAUUGACGUGUCUAACAAAGACCUGGACAUCGUGUUUCUGAAAAUCUAGGAAGGUGUUUCGGGUAAUAUGCGAUGUAACAUAGUUGUGACAAAGACCAGGAAGAAUGGUCAAGCUGCCGCCAUUAAUUUGCCGAAGGCGUCUACUGUAACUAUCCCACAGCUCAUUUAGGAGCGGCUCAUGACGUCGUUCUGGCUUUCAGUAGUCCGUAGUGCUGGGCCGGUAUCUGAGUAACAGAUCACCAUACUAGAUCAUGCCGGAGCUGAGUCCUCGG